ACGUGGGUUUUGCUCCUUCGCUGUGCUGAUGGCAGUGAAUGCGGUCCCCUCCGCCGCUGGCUCGUAGUUUCUGCCUUGACGUGCUUUCCUGAUCAAAGGCUGCAUGUGCCCACCAGCGCCAGGCACGAUCGGGAGACUAUAAAAGCGCUGGCCGGGCUCUUUCAGUUGUUCGUGCUAUGCUGACGGGACUGUCACCUCUUAAAACGCUUCGGAGCCUUGGGAUGAUCUGAGGUAAAGGCACGGUCAGGAGAUCUCACCGUUUGAAGGCCCUCCUCGGCUACCCACCCAUGUAAGCUUCACCACGUCUCCAGCUAGCCCAAAUGAACUGAUGACCCUGAGGGGCACAGCAAAGUCCUUGUGACGACGGCGCACACUGGGCAUCGAUCUGAAGACACGGGAGGACCAGGAAGUCACACAGGGCCACGUAAAACGUUCGAGCAUCUGGCAGGCAUUUAAAUCAUGGCGGGCAUCGACAUGUCUGGGAAAGAACUGAAGGAUCUGGAAGAGGAUGACCUGUGGGAGAUGAUCGACAGCCACCGGCACAAGAUAGUCAUGGAGGUGCAGGCGUGCUUACUGAUUCCUUACCUGCGACAAGCCAAAGUCCUCAUCGACAUCGACGAAGAAGAGAUCUUAUACAGCCUGCAGCUCCAACACCGCUGCAUGAGAAACAGUCACAUGCUCGAUCUGCUAAAGACCCGGGGGAAAAACGGAGCCAUAGCAUUCCUAGAGAGUGUGAUGAUCCACUACCCCAGGCUGUACAGUCAGGUGACCGGCAAGGAGCCCAUCAUCGAGGCGGGAAGCUUCAGCGGUCUCAUUAAGAUCUCCGAGUUGACCGAGUACCUGGUCAAAGCCAUCAGCGGGAUGCAGUCGGUGUUGAAUCGGGAGAGGCACACGUCGUCAGAGCUGAGGAGGCGCUGCUUAGAGCUGAAGGCCCAGCUGUCCAAGGCCAGGGAGGCGCAGGACCUCGAGGCCGAGCUGAGCAACCUGCGCCGGGACUUCAACAACUGCUACCAGGAGAUCCAGCGGCUCAAGGAUGAGAAGUGCACGCUCUUCAUGCGCUACACCCGCAGCAUCGAGGAAAAUUCCAUCAUGGCUUCGAGGUGUCGAGACCUGCAGCUGGAGGUACAACAGCUCAAGUACGAACUGAAGACGGCAAAGACGGAGACGGAGUUUGAGCGGCAGAAGUCGCUGAAACUGCAGAAGAAGGAUGAGCUGCAGGAGCAGAAGGAGGAAGUUGAGAGGCUCAGAUGCAGGCUGAAGGAGCUCGAGGAGUCUGCACUGGCCAUUAAAGAGAACCCGGAUCAAAGCCUGGGGAAGAGCGUGGAGACGAGGCAGGAACUGAUGGUGCAGCUCCACUCCCUUCAGGAGUUCGUAGAGGAGGCCAAGACGGAGCACGAGCAGUAUUCUGAAGAAAAGGAAGCUGUGAUUCUGGAGUGUCAGAAGCUGCGUCUGGACUGUGAGAUGUACCAAGAGAAGCUGGCCUCAUUUCAGAUGCAGCUGCUGGACCUGCAGAAGGAGCGAGACCAGGCAUAUCUCGCGCGGGACGAGGCGCAGUGCCACAUUUCCCAGGGUCUGCUGGAGAAGGACUCGCUGCGGCUACAGCUGAUGGAGUUGCAGGAGCAAAACUUUCGGUUGCGCAAACAGCUGGAGCAGCUGAACCAGAGGCAGGAGUCUUCAGAGAGCAAUGACAAUCCAGCUAAAGGUGCAGAGUACAGGCGACCACCACUCAGGAGAAUGCCGGCGGUCUGUCCCUCCUCUCCACAGAGCAGCAUUGGCAGUUUUGAGAGUUUCACGUCACUAAACGAGCAGGACACGUACUCAUUCAGCAGCUACCAGUCGUACCUGACGCGACCGCCAAGACAGGCUGAUCAGGAGGAUGAAGAUCCUGUACUCUCGAGCUCUGCAACAGACUCCGGCAGUGAAUUUGAAAUGGUGCCUGAAGUCAAAUCUCCAGUGAAGCCUCAACCUCCAUACUCCAGAGACAACAGCAAUCCAGGAAUAGGGGUAUUUCUAUUCUCAAGGAAGCCAGCGACGCGGGUCCCCAGCCACGUAACCAUCAUCGCCUUCUCGGCCGACAAGCUACUGAGGCAGAUUGAAAUAGUUGGAGGCAACGAGUCCGGUAUCUUUGUGCAUUCGGUCACUCAGGGGUCCCACGCCGAUCAAGUGGGACUGAAACCGGGCUCCCAGAUCCUUGCCGUUGAAUAUGAACUCCAGAAGAAAACGAUGAAGGCCGUCCUGCAGGAAGCCACCCUGGAAGAGGCCAGAUGGGUACUGAAGCAGGUCCAGGGCUUCUGCUGGCUCUCCAUUCGGCCCAACAUGAAAGUUUAUCAAAGUUUCCUCAGCAAGUUGGAAACGAAAGCGGUGACGUCAGGGGACUCGUUCUACAUCCGCGUCAACAUGGAAAUGGAGAUGGGAGUGGGGAUGCGAGUCAAGUGCAAUGACAUCCUGCACAUCACCGACACUGUGUUCCGGGGUGAGGGCCACUGGAAGGCCAGCCAUGUCAACCCCUGCAACAUGAGGGACCUCGACAGCGGAGCCAUCCCUAACUACUACAGAGCUCAGAUGCUGCUAAUAAAAGCGAUUGAAGACAUGGCCCUCCAGCUUUCACCUUCUAAGAAGCAGCUGGAUAAAAAACUGAAGAGGAAGGUCGUCAGGAUAGUGAGCACGGGGAGAACGCAAAGGAUCCCACUUUGGUUAUCCAACAGCCUUGAGGAAAACAGUGAAGAAAGCAAUCCAAGUCAGGAUGGCCAGUGGCCUUUACAGGGCUACUGUGUUACACUGAUGCCAUAUACCUUGGUAACUGCCCACCGCCCACCAGCUCUACGCCCGGUCCUCAUCUUGCCAAACAUUAUUUUCCAGAUCAUCUAUGCCAAGCUGGAGAGGAACCCCAUGUUCACGUUGUGCAAGCCUGAAAACCUGUCUGGAACAGACUAUGCAGAGAGGCAAAAGGCAAAAGACAUACUGGCUGUUAAGGGAAUACACGGCUACUACAGCUGCUAUACAAAACAAGCCGUGGAAUCUGCCAUCGCGAAGAAAAUGCACUCUCUACUUGAUCUUGAGCUUGACAGUGUGAGUCAUCUUCACAAAGCUGAAAUCUUUCCUAUUGUUGUUUUUGUUGGAACCUCGGAGAAGAAUGCAAAACGACUUAAGAGCAAACUGCAAAAGCAUGGAUACUCAGAGGACCAGCUGCUAGAAAGCUCAAGAACGACGGAAACACUUCUAGACAAACUGUCCUGCCUUUCCUCCAUUGUGACUCCGGAGAGCUGGAGCACCACAGAAUCUUUGGCAAACUGCAUUGAAACUGCCGUGUCUGAGGAGCAAAAGAAAAUCGUGUGGAUUGAACAAGAUAUUCACUGAUAUUUAAACAAGAUUAUUUUACAUUAGAUAGGCAUGAGGAUUCAUUCAAAUUUUAAUUUUUUUGCAUUAUUUACUGCUUAAUUAUUAACUUGACUUAAAGAGAUCUUACAAUGCACUGUCAGUAGGUUCAAAUAUUUUGUUUUUCCUUUCUUUCUAAUGUUUCAAACAAAAUGUCUUUUUAAACUCUGACCAUGGGAGGCAGUGACUAGAGGACCCACACCCUUUCCGAAAUGAUCAUUUUAGCCGCCGCUUAUUACAACACUGCCUCAAGAUGAUCAUUUGUAAAUAUGAGGUUUAAUCUCUCAAAUUGGGCAUUCCAUGUAAUCAGACUACCACCAGCAAAGACAGAAAUCAAACUAUUAUUUUUUUUUUUUUAUAAAAUGAUUAAUUCCUGUGUUUAAUAUACAUGUGCACUAUUUGCUAAUAUAAGAGUAUUAAAUAUAUUUAUUAACAUUUAAAUUACAGUCAUGUAAUAUUACCAUUAAUAGUAAGGUCUUUUUGGACCACAUGCUGUACGUGGCUAUUUAGCUAUGUGUGUAUAUUUAAGGAAAUUCUUCUAUAGUCUACAGUAAUAUAUUUUGAAUAUUCUAUAAUGUAGCAUGAAAGACUACAUGGAAUCGUUCAGUCACAGACUAACUUGUACAUUGUAAAAUGAAAUGUUCAUUUAUAACUUUAACCCAUACAGUUGUAAAAGUUAACAACUCUGCAAAAAUGUACUUAAUAAAAUACAUCAACAAUU
Messenger RNA from Erpetoichthys calabaricus (reedfish), 4096 nucleotides. RefSeq names its product caspase recruitment domain family, member 14 (gene card14). The transcript is spliced from 23 exons. Bases 460 to 3357 code for a protein of 965 amino acids. Gene Ontology annotation, biological process: regulation of apoptotic process. Gene Ontology annotation, molecular function: protein binding. NCBI's taxonomy places the organism in Eukaryota, Metazoa, Chordata, Cladistia, Polypteriformes, Polypteridae. The record is from RefSeq and is a predicted model, not a curated record.